Molecule: messenger RNA, 1596 nt
Organism: Solanum verrucosum
Lineage: Eukaryota; Viridiplantae; Streptophyta; Magnoliopsida; Solanales; Solanaceae
Exons: 1
Coding region: 1-1596 (531 amino acids)
Source: RefSeq, a predicted model, not a curated record
AUGCGGGACUCUCUCAAAAUCUGCACAACUGCUACAGUUCCAACGGCUAGUUCACCAGCUGGAAUGGCGCGUGCGCCGCCGGUGAAUCUUUUCAGGCCGCCGGACCAAAGCCAUCUGAGGCGCUUUGAGGAGACGAACAAAACCCACCAAGAAUCACCAUCUAAUUCAUCCUACAACUUCACGAAAUUGCGAAAUACAGAGGCGAUGAAUAUCGCGAUUUCAGAAAGAGAGCUGGAAGGGAUUCAUAAAUUUAUUUCCCUAGAUCGCGAUAAGCUGAUUAAUCGAAAACUAUUUAGUGGGAAUGAUUCUACUAAUCAAGGGCUACAACAUACUCAAAAAUUACAUGAUUCUAUCGCGCCAAUUGCGAGAUCUGAUGAGGCGACUUCUGGGAAAAUCAGAGCAAAUUCUCCGGAGCGGCGCCUUCAAAUUCGUCCAACUUCCUACCAAUUUUACGGCGAUUUGACCAUUGGGGAUUGUUCACCUAGUGAAGAGGUACAUCUCACAGAAAUCUCAAGUAAAAUGGCCGGUCAAAUCACCGACGACAAGAAUUCCGGUGAGCCAAUAGUCGAAGAUGACGACGGCGACAUUGGGGGCAAUUGUUCGUUGGACGAGGAGGUCCACCUGACCAACAUAUCCUCCAAUUUAGCUCAGGAACACAGCCAGAAUAAGAUUCAAACAAGUUUCAUAAAUUCUACAACCAAUCCACAAAUUGAGCUUGAAGAACCCAGCUGCAGAAUUGAAGAACAACAGCAAGAGACGUUUUUCCAUGAUCAAGCAAGGCCUAAUGGUCAAAAACAAGAUCACAAUGCUAUAGGAGAACAACAAAUAGAGAUGGAAUCUACACAAAUAGCUAUGCGAGUAUAUCAGGGCAAAAAUGAUCAGCUGGGCAACACAAGUUCUACUAAUUUGGAAGUCAUUGAUGUGGAGAAUUCAUCAUAUUUCUCAUUUGGAGUGAAACCAAUGGACACAACCCCCAACAAUGGAGGACAGCAAAGACCAGGUAUGAUUCCUAAGUAUCAUAAUGAACCUUCUCAUGUCUAUAUGCAGGAACAACAACAAACAAACAACACUUCAUUAAGCAAAAACCCAAGCAUGGAGAGCACUCAGGCAGGUAAGUCCUCUAAUUCUAACUCUAGUACAAAUGUUGUUACCUUGAGUAGUAGUGGUGUCCAUGUGAACGAUAGUCCAAAUCGGCAAAAGAAUCUUAUGAGGGAAGAACAAGGAAAAGGCAAGGGAGACACUGAAACCCAACAGCAAGUUAAUCGACACCAAAGUCGAGUGCGAGAUAAAAAUUUAUCUCAACCUACUAAUCAAGGAGGGAAUACUGAACCAAAUAACUAUCAUAAGGACUUCCCUAAACUUUCUAGAAAUUUUGAUAGACAUAUCAGUUCCAAUCAGCAGAGUCAACAAAUAAACCAGUCCAACCAAUCCAAAGAACCCAACAAUCCCAACGAGAACCAUAAUACCAAACAUGAUCAAAGUGUAGAACCUGCUCCUUACACUGUGGUGCAAACUCUAGCUGCUAGGCUCAGGCAAAUCCAUGCUACGCAGACUACUUCUAUUGAACUUGUUCCACCCAAGCACACUACUAAAUAG